GCGACUCAGUGCGCAUGCGUUAAAGUACAAAACGGAACAUGGCUUCCCGACUUUUUCGACGGAGUCUUCAGUCUAUAUUAAAGAACAAUGUUUACUUAAACCAUUCUGGACAAAGCUGGAAUCAUUUCAAUGCAGCAAAGACAACGGCAGCUGCUUUCGUUGUACCUACAUUGGGUUAUUUGGCUUGGAACGAAUGGCGCAAAAGAUCUGAGACGAGUGGCGGAGCGCUGUGCGUUGCUCAAUGUACGUCGAAGGCGAGAGGCGAUGCCACCACAUCUGCAUCUCAGUCUGAAGAAGUAUCUGAACAGAAUGUGACUACUCAACGUCCACUUAGCUUUCGGGAACAAAGGUUUCGAGAUUUUGCUUCAGUUGAAUAUGAAGGUCAUUUAUACAUGACGCCUCAGGACUUUCUAGAAUCAGUUUUGGAAGACACACCAAGAACUCGAAUUGGUCAUACAAAACUGAGAAAGCAAGAUGUUGAUGAAAUGCUUAAAAAGACACCAAAUAAGUCAAGAAUGUCUCAGCAUUUGUUCCGGUCCCUCCAUAGCCAGGGUAUAAUCUCCUACACAGAAUAUCUGUUCCUUUUGUGUGUCCUAACCAAGCCUCGUUCUGGAUUUAGAAUCGCUUUCAAUAUGUUUGAUGCUGAUGGCAAUCAAAUUGUUGACAAAAGAGAAUUUCUGGUUUUGGAAUCUUUCUUCGCUUUGCCCCGUUCUGAGCAAAAGUUUAUUCCACGACCAGAAAAGACCCUAAAGUUACUGCUCAGUUUGGAACGUAUCUUCAGUUCACAAUCUGAUAAUGAAAAGAAGGCUGCUGAAGAGAAUGAGCUAGAAGCUUCGACUGAAGGCUCUGCUGAUAGCAGAGAAGUCAAACCGGUGGCGCCACCUGUCUCAGAAAUAGCAUGUAGACAUGUUACCGAUACCACUUUGUUAGUGCACUUCUUUGGAGCAAAUGGCACUGAUGUCCUCAAUUAUGAUGAUUUCCACAGAUUCAUGGAAAAUUUGCAGACAGAAGUUAUUCAGUUGGAAUUUACCGAUUUCUCCAAAGGUAUGCAAAGAAUAUCUGAGGAAGACUUUGCACGUAUUCUCUUACGUUACACAGUCUUGGAGAAGAAUGAAGUUGAAGAGUGUAUUCGACGUGUCAGAGAGAGGAUGCCAGAAGAAAAGGGAAUAACUUUUGAAGAAUUCAAAAGCUUUUGCCAGUUUCUGAAUAAUCUUGAUGACUUUCAAAUUUCAAUGAGAAUGUAUACCUUUGCUGAACAGUCGGUAUCUCAAGAGGAAUUUCAACGAGCCGUAAAAAUUUGUACUGGCUUCACUCUUGGCCCUCAUGUAGUAAACACAGUAUUUCAGAUAUUUGAUGCUGAUGGAGAUGGUCAUUUGAGCCAUAAAGAAUUUAUCUCUAUUAUGAAAGACAGAAUUCACAGGGGAGCUCGUGCACACGUUAUGACACAGCAUGGUAACUGGAACACAUUUAAAAACUGUGUUAAACAAGAGAUGAAAGCUAUGUACUAGCACAAGAUUCACUAUGUCAACAUCACUAAAUAUGCCCGAAUUGAAAAUACCAUAAAUUUACUAAUAUUUACUACUCCAUUUAUAUAUAUUGAGCCUACUCAUACCUAUAUAUCUAUAUAUAUAUAUUAUGUGUGUAUGUAUGUAUGUAUGUUUAUAUAUA
Octopus sinensis (East Asian common octopus) is the source of this 1668-nucleotide messenger RNA. Its product is annotated as calcium uptake protein 3, mitochondrial. NCBI's taxonomy places the organism in Eukaryota, Metazoa, Mollusca, Cephalopoda, Octopoda, Octopodidae. Gene Ontology annotation, biological process: mitochondrial calcium ion homeostasis; calcium import into the mitochondrion. The record is from RefSeq and is a predicted model, not a curated record. Gene Ontology annotation, cellular component: uniplex complex. The transcript is spliced from 13 exons. Gene Ontology annotation, molecular function: calcium ion binding. Bases 39 to 1508 code for a protein of 489 amino acids.